UAAUUGAAACCCAUAAAAGCCAUCACAUCUCUCUCACCCAAGACAUCAUUCAUCUUCGCCAUUUCAACCCAAAUGGAGGUUUCAACUCAAGAAGUCCCACCACCACCGCCACAAAAAAACUCAACCACCUACCAUGAUCACCGCCGCCACCACCCUCCUCCUCUCAAUCACGAACAACGAAUCCUAGUACAACAAGGUUCAGAAAGAUUCGUCAUGAUCCUAAAUAACAACAACAUCAAUGAAGAACAAGAACAACGAAAGCAACAAAAAAACACCACCACCUCCACCGCUGCUGCAGCCGUCAAAUCAAGAAGCAAAGGCUACAUGCUGCUUCUAGGGAUCAACUACAUGCUUCUCUUUGUGGGUUCAGUCUCAGCAUCCCUUCUUUCAAAAUUCUAUUUCAACCACAAAGGGUCAAGCAGAUGGGUCUCCACAUGGGUCCAAUCAGCUGGUUUCCCUCUCCUCCUCCCUAUCGUGUACCUCCCUUACUACCUCUUCAAAUGCACCAAUCGCCGCCCCUUCUCCGCCUUCUCUCCGCCGCUUUUUGCCUAUUCGAUCACCGUUGGCCUCCUCUUAGGCAUCAACAACCUCCUCUUCUCUUGGGGAAACUCUUAUCUACCAGUCUCUACCUCUUCUCUCCUCUUAUCAUCACAAUUAGCUUUCACUCUCAUCCUCUCUGUGAUCAUCGUCAAAACCAAAGUCACUUUUCAAAACCUCAAUUGUGUAGUCCUCUUAACCCUGAGCUCGGUCCUCUUAGCCAUGGGUUCGAGCCACGACAGACCACCGGGUUUGACCCAAGCCAAAUACUUCGUGGGUUUCUUCUCUACAAUCGGAGCCGGGUUGUUAUUCGCUCUCUAUCUUCCUCUCAUGGAGAUGAUCUACAAGAAGGUGGAUUGCUAUGCCAUGGUGGUGGAAAUGCAGGUGGUGAUGGAAAUCGCUGCCACGGUCUUAGCCACCGUGGGGAUGGCGGUGGACGGCGGAUUUUCGGAUAUGAGGAGAGAAAGCCGGAAAAUUUUUGAUUUGGGCCCCACAGCGUACUGGUGGACCCUGGUUUCAAAUGUGGUGACGUGGCAGCUCUGCUUUAUGGGCACGGCAGGGAUGGUGUUUUUGACCACGUCGGUGACCGGAGGGAUUUGCAUGACGGCGUUGAUGGCGAUCAACGUGGUGGCAGGAGUGGUGGUUUACGGCGAUGAGUUAGGCGGAGUGAAGGUGGUCUCCACCGUGAUAUGUGGAUGGGGUUUUUGUUCUUAUGUGUAUGGUAUGCAUGUAAAAAUGAAUAGUGACAGGAAGAAAGUCAAGGUCGUCGUCAACGACAACGAUAACGAUAACGACGGUCGUGAUCAUCAGUUGGUGAUGACGAGUGGGGUUUGAGUUUUGAUGGCCAUGAUCAUAAAUGUACUCGAUAUGAGGAGUAGGCAGUGACUUAGGAGAGCAUAGCCUCUGUGUCUCUGUUUUUGCAAUUAAUGCGAAUAGAUGACGUCAAUAGAGGAGACAAAAAUGAAUAAUAAUAAUAAUACAUGUCUGUUUGGACAAAGUAAAGCAGGCAUUUUUUUUUAA
Molecule: messenger RNA, 1557 nt
Organism: Camellia sinensis
Lineage: Eukaryota; Viridiplantae; Streptophyta; Magnoliopsida; Ericales; Theaceae
Gene: PUP4
Product: purine permease 4
Cellular component (GO): membrane
Molecular function (GO): purine nucleoside transmembrane transporter activity
Source: RefSeq, a predicted model, not a curated record